GUACGUUGAUAAUAUGUGGAACAUAUUCAACCUGUGGUAAACACCGGCCUUUAGGUGGCACGGUAUUCGAAUGAACUUGAAGCUCAGGAAUUGAGUUUUUUUACAAAAGACGCUGGAGUGUCGGACAGCCGGAUGACUGGAGAAGUCACGGUCUGGGAGAAGAAGGACGAGGAGGUUUGAGGAAGCAUGGAGGACAAGCAGGAGCCCGGCAGACCCACGUGGAGCAGGCAGAUUGAGUUUACUCUGGCCGGGAUCGGAUGUGCUGUGGGACUGGGAAACAUCUGGAGGUUCCCGUACCUGUGCUACAGGAGUGGUGGAGGUGCAUUCCUUGUGCCCUACCUGAUCAUGUUGGUUGUACUGGGAAUCCCGCUCUUGCACAUGGAGCUGACGUUAGGCCAGUAUCUGAGGAGGGGACCCGUCCAGGCGUUGACCAAAGCCUGUCCACUGCUGAAAGGUGUUGGCAUGGCAACGGUGGCCAUCUCUUUCAUCAUGUGCACAUAUUAUAAUGUCAUAAUCACGUGGGCGCUGUACUACAUGUUCAGCUCUUUUCGGAGCGAGCUGGCCUGGGAAAACUGCAACAACACGUGGAACACGGUCAACUGCACAGAUCACGUGACCAACAGCUCGUACGCCUCCACCGCCAGCCAGCAGUUCUUCAAUUUUAGGGUGCUGGAGAGGACCCGGGGUGUGGAGGAGACGGGAACGUUGAGAUGGGAACUUUUUCUCCUGUUGUUGUUGGCCUGGAUCCUCGUCUACCUGUGCAUCUUAAAAGGGGUCAAAUCCACCGGAAAGGUGGUGUAUUUCACUGCUCUGUUCCCGUAUGUGGUUCUUCUGGCUCUGCUGAUCAAUAACGUUCAGCUGCCAGGAGCCAUGGACGGCAUCCGCUUCUUCAUCAUUCCAGAAUGGAACAAACUGCUGAAUGUGGAGGUCUGGGUUAAUGCCGCAGCUCAGAUCUUUAACUCCAUCGGCAUCGGCUUUGGGUCUCUGAUGGCGAUGGCCAGUUACAACUCCUUCAACAACAACAUUCUCAAAGACACUCUGGCUAUUGCCAUCACUAAUUCAGUGACGAGUAUCUUCGCCGGAUUUGUCAUUUUUUCAGCAUUUGGCUACAUGUCGCAUCUUCAGAAUGUGCCGGUCAGUGAAAUUGCAGUGGAUGGUCCUGGUCUGGUGUUCGUGGUUUACCCACAAGCCUUUGUGACGAUGCCCGUCGCUCCUCUGUGGGCCGUGCUGUUUUUCUUCAUGCUCCUCUGCCUCGGAUUGGACAGUCAGUUUGCUAUGGUGGAGGUGAUGGUGACCAGCGUGCUGGACAGCUACAGUAAACCAAUACUGAAGUACCUCAGACAGAAGGAGUUUCUUGUACUUGUAAUCUGCUGUGCUGCUUUUCUGAUGGGCAUCCCUCAUGUCAUGCAGGUCGGCAUCUAUGUGUUCCAGCUGAUGGAUCACUACACGGCUAUCGUGUCCAUCAUGUUCCUGGCAUUUUUUGAGAUUAUUGGUGUCUGCUGGCUGUACGGUGUGAAGCGUCUGUCCAGUAAUUUAGUCGAGAUGACCGGGAAACCCCCCAGUAUUUUCUUCAAAGUCUGCUGGUGGGUUAUUUGUCCCGUUUUGAUCACUGUUAUCCUGGUGUUCUCAGUGAUUCAGUUUAAACCAGCCCGUUAUGAGAGUUAUGAAUAUCCCGCGUGGGCUCAAGGGGUCGGCUGGGUCAUCGCUUUGGCCUCCAUGAUCUGGAUCCCGCUAGCAGCGCUGCACACGCUCUGGGUUCUGCCCGGUUCUUUCACUGAGAAACUAAAGAAGUCCAUCACACCGUUUUCUCUGGAUGAUGAAUCCGAGGGCUCACAUUACCAGGAAAAGUUUGGAGAUCUGGAAGUGAUCAGUUCAGCUGUCCCUCCGUCUAUAAAAGACCCGAUCCAGACUAACUUAUAAAUGAUCAAC
Triplophysa rosa is the source of this 1929-nucleotide messenger RNA. Its product is annotated as sodium- and chloride-dependent GABA transporter ine. Gene Ontology annotation, biological process: sodium ion transmembrane transport. The record is from RefSeq and is a predicted model, not a curated record. The transcript has 15 exons. Bases 187 to 1920 code for a protein of 577 amino acids. Gene Ontology annotation, cellular component: membrane. NCBI's taxonomy places the organism in Eukaryota, Metazoa, Chordata, Actinopteri, Cypriniformes, Nemacheilidae.